AUGGGGUUUGGCCCAUUUCCUUCUUUUAAUCUUUGCAAGCCUGUCAGGGGAAAGGAGGAAAGAGGCGUGCCUGCUGCGAUAUUCGUUCGAAUUGAAAGGGACGCGAGUUUCUUGCUGGAUCUCGCGAUUUUGGGCUUCGAUUUGCUACUGGACUCGCAAUUUUCUGGCUUCGCUGGUUCUGUUUGCUGCGUUAUUUUGAAGAAGAAGAAGAAGAAACGAAGAGUAUCGAUGUGGGGUCUCUUCUGCUUUAGCAGCAGCCAGCAGCCGCACAACCAGCAACAGCCGGCGACCAGCAGCAGACGACAACCAGCAAGUCAGCAACCGCCAGUUCCGUCGACCAGCAGCACCAGCCGCCAGUCCUGUCGACCAACAGCACACACAGCAGUAGCAACCGCCAGCCACCAGCCCCAGUCGACCAGCAGGGCUCAGGCAGCCGCAGCACCACGCACAGCAGCAGCCGGCUACCGGCAGGCUACAACCAUCAGAUUGGAGAUGGCUGAACAAAAUCAAUCAAAUGUGGGUGUGGCUAAUCAAAGUCGAAUAAGUAUGGCUGAUUCUACGGAUUAUACACCUACUACUAGCCAUGAUGCCUCAAUUGGCACAGAGGAAACAAAAAAAAGAAAAGAAAUGGUUCCUAGAAAUGGAACAAGUGGACUGAGACAACAUUUGACUAACCGAUGUAAAGUGUAUAAGCCCCCGCCUGUUGCACCUGGCAUUCAAAAAUUGUUAAAUAUUCAAAGUAACAAUUCUUCGAUAGAGACUUGGAAAUUUGAGCAAGAGGUAUGUAGGAGAGCUCUAGUUGAGAUGAUAAUUUUGGAUGAGCUACCUUUUAGUUUUGUUGAAAAAGAAGGCUUUAAAAAGUUUAUGAGUAAAGUUCAACCUUUGUUUCGGAUUCCUUCUCAUAGAACUAUAACAAGGGAUUCUUAUGAAGUUUAUGGUGAAUUGAGAAUGAAUUUGAAAAUGCCUUUUAGAGAAAUACAACCAAGAAUUUGUCUCACAACAGACACAUGGACCUCGGUGCAAAGAAUCAAUUAUAUGUGUUUGACUGCUCACUUUAUUGAUAGGAAUUGGGUGCUUCAUAAAAUAAUAUUGAAUUUUUGUCCUAUCACUAGUCAUAAAGGUGAGCAUUUGGCUGAGUGUAUUAGUAAUUGUUUACUUGAUUGGAACUUGGACAAUGUCUUUACUGUUACGGUUGAUAAUGCCUCUUCAAAUGAUGUGGCGGUUUUAGAGUUGUCCAAAAAAUUAGAUAUGUGGGGAACUAAUAUGAUGGAAGGUAAGCAUCUCCAUGUGAGAUGUAUGGCUCACAUACUUAAUUUAAUUGUGCAAGAUGGUUUGAAAGAAAUUGGUCCUUCUAUCAAACGGGUGAGACAAAUGGUGAAAUCUGUUAGAUCGUCUUCUACAAGGACAAGAAACUUCUUGAAAUGUGUUGAAAUGCAAAAAAUUGAAUGUGAUAAAAUGUUGUCUUUAGAUGUGCCUACUAGGUGGAAUUCCACAUAUUUGAUGUUGGACACGGCAGAAAAAUUUGAAAAGGCUUUUGAGAGGUUUGAUCUUUAUGAUGGUAAUUUUAAUUCUUUUCUUGCUACUGAUAUUUGUGAAGAUGGAAGUAUUGCAAGUUCAAUUCAAUAUGAGGAUUGGGCUAAUGUGAGGAAUAUCACAAAGUUUCUUGAAAAAUUUUAUGAGUUCACAUUGAAAGUUUCAGGUUCACGGUAUGUUACUUGUAAUGUUCAUUUUGAGGAUAUAUGUGAGCUUGAUGCAUACUUGAAAGUAUGUAUGACAAGUGAUGAUGUUGAUUUGAGUAAAAUGGCUUCGGGGAUGAAAGAAAAGUUCAAGAAAUAUUGGGGUACUCCUGAAAAGAUGAACAAAAUGUUUUUUAUUGCUUCUGUUUUGGAUCCUCGCAAUAAAUUUAUGUAUGUUAGUUUUGCUCUUGAAGAAUUACUUGGGGAAGAAAAGGGACAGAUAGUGAACAAUGAAGUAAAUGCUUACUUAAAGAAUUUGUUUGCGAUCUAUGUAAGUAAGUAUGCAAAAGGUUCUAAAAAUCAAUCAUCUUCAUCUGACUCCUCUGAUUCAUCUACUUAUGGUCUUUCUCAAAAUGUGAAAACAAAUUCUUUGAGAACUAAGUUUUACAUGAAAAAACAAAAGGAAGAUUUUGGAAGUUUAGGUGUUAAAUCUGAGUUGGACAGAUAUCUUCUUGAAGACCAAGAGCCUGAAUCUGAGGACUUUGAUAUUUUGAUUUGGUGGAAAGUUAAUUCUCCUAGAUUUCCUAUACUUUCACAGUUAGCUCGAGAUGUAUUGGCUAUUCCUAUGUCGAGUGUGGCAUCGGAAUGUGCAUUUAGCACGGGUGAUCGUAUUCUUGAUCCCUUUAGAAGUUCAUUGACUCCCAAAUUUGUGCAAUGCCUUAUUUGUGUUCAAGAUUGGCUUAGACAAGAAACUAAGCCUAUUUGUGUUGAAGAAAGUUUGGAGUUUCUUGAAAAAAUUGAACUUGAGAUGACAAAUAGUGGAAGAAACUCUUCCAUUGUUGAUCUAUGA
Messenger RNA from Solanum verrucosum, 2526 nucleotides. Its product is annotated as zinc finger BED domain-containing protein RICESLEEPER 2-like. Lineage: Eukaryota; Viridiplantae; Streptophyta; Magnoliopsida; Solanales; Solanaceae. Bases 1 to 2526 code for a protein of 841 amino acids. Gene Ontology annotation, molecular function: protein dimerization activity; DNA binding. The transcript has 6 exons. The record is from RefSeq and is a predicted model, not a curated record.